This is a messenger RNA of Acytostelium subglobosum LB1, 312 nucleotides long. RefSeq lists its product as hypothetical. The record is from RefSeq and is a predicted model, not a curated record. NCBI's taxonomy places the organism in Eukaryota, Evosea, Eumycetozoa, Acytosteliales, Acytosteliaceae. The transcript has a single exon. Bases 1 to 312 code for a protein of 103 amino acids.
AUGGCGACAGAGAUCGGGGCAGCGGUCAGACAGCACGACGGCACGAUAGCAGAGGUCAGAGAGCAUGGUGGCAAAAGGUCAGCAGACAGCACGUCGGCAGCGGUCAGAAAGCACGGCCGCACAUGCAGAGGUAAGACUGCGGCGGCAGAGGUUCGAGGUCAGUCAGCGUGGCGGCAGAGAUCAGCAGCAAUGCGGGAGUGGUUAGACAGCACGGCGGCAGGGGUCAGACAGCAUGGCGGCAGAGGUCAGACAGCAAGGCGGCAGAGGUCAGACAGCAUGGCGGCAGAGGUCAACAGCACGGCACUUCUGUGA